Messenger RNA from Colletotrichum karsti, 1095 nucleotides. Its product is annotated as dimeric dihydrodiol. Gene Ontology annotation, molecular function: nucleotide binding. Lineage: Eukaryota; Fungi; Ascomycota; Sordariomycetes; Glomerellales; Glomerellaceae. The transcript is spliced from 2 exons. The record is from RefSeq and is a predicted model, not a curated record. Bases 1 to 1095 code for a protein of 364 amino acids.
AUGUCGGAAUUACCAGCGAUUCGUUGGGGAAUCAUUGCAACGGGGAUGAUCUCAUCCUGGUUCGUGGAAGACCUUCUGGUCUCCAGAUCAGAUGCCAAAGUCAAGCAUAUUGUGCAGGCAAUUGGGAGUUCAUCUGUUGAGAAAGGCAAUGAUUUCGCGAAGAAGUACUGCCCAUCCGGUACUCCAGCGAUCUAUGGAUCGUAUGGCGAAGUCUACGCAGAUGAGAACGUGGACAUUGUCUACAUCGGAACCCCGCAUGCCUUCCACAGACAGAAUUGCAUAGAUGCCAUUGCCGCCGGCAAGCCGAUUCUGUGCGAGAAGGCAUUCACCCUCAACGCCCGACACGCCAAAGAAGUAUUUGCAUUCGCCAAGGAAAAACAGGUGUAUGUCGCUGAAGCGAUGUGGCUCCGUCACCGGCCUCUGGUGCAGGACUUGCAACGUAUGCUGCACAAGGAAAAGGUCAUUGGCGAUGUUUUCAGAGUGUACUCAGAGUUUGGCUUGGGACUGGAUAUCCCCAACUUGCCUGACAGUUCCCGCUACAAGCAGCUUCACCUGGGCGCCGGUUCACUGCUGGAUCUUGGCAUUUACACCUUGACGUGGGCAAUUCUCGGCUUGGACGCAGGCACCCCAACCGCAUCCGAGAUGCCCGAGAUUCUUGCUGCUCAAACCCACCACGGGGAUGUCGAAGUGACUACCAGUGUCAUUCUCAAGUAUCCAUCCACGGGCAGACAAGGUGUAGUGACGUCUACCACUAUGGCAACUGGCAACCCUGAUGUUUUGGCACGCAUUCAAGGAACAAACGGAAGUAUCGAGGUCCAUGGAACAGUUCCAUCGGACCCAGAUGCUUUUACCGUCUAUUCCAAAUUCGAAAGGGAUCAAACCGCUGGCGUCAUUCAAAGGGACGCAGGGAAGAAGUACGACUAUAAGCCAGUUGGCAGAGGAUACUAUUGGGAAGCCGACAAUGCUGCUUUGGACGUUUUGGCAGGCAAGUUAGAGAGUUCAAUCAUGCCAUGGUCUGAGACAAUCCGAGUUAUGGAAAUCAUGGAUGAAAUCCGGCGGCAGGGCGCAACAGUGUAUCCUCAAGAUGCGGAGUGA